Molecule: messenger RNA, 1550 nt
Organism: Polychytrium aggregatum
Lineage: Eukaryota; Fungi; Chytridiomycota; Chytridiomycetes; Polychytriales
Exons: 2
Coding region: 39-1478 (479 amino acids)
Source: RefSeq, a predicted model, not a curated record
CGCACAUCUCGCCACAUCGGACUCCUCCCCCCGCAGAUAUGGGCAAGAAGGAUUUCAAGAAGGGUCGCUACGCGAACGCCGGCAGCCUUCAGAGCGACCAAGAAGAAUACUGGGAAACAUCCAACCCCAAGGCUCCCUCCCGCGAGCCCUCCGACAACGACAGUGACGAUAGCGAUGGCGACGAUGGCGACGAUGACGGUGAUGACGACAAUGGUAACCACGAUCGCAAGCGCAGCGAUGGCACUUUGAGCCACGACGGACCCAUCGAGUCUUUCUCGGGUCUCGGCCACAGCAUGUUGUCGGCCAGCCCCGUGUCCAGCUCACAUCCAUCGUAUCUCAAGUACGAUCCUGAGCUCGGCGACCCAACAUCGCUCCGCAACCGCCAGGCGUAUCUGCCCGCAGCCCUGAACAUCGACCGGGACAGAGGCUCCAAUUUGAACCGUCGCUCGGCUCAACCCCGCUCCAACGCUGCGAGCCAACAUGAUGAUCUGGACGGCUCGCGCGAUCAGCCCAAGCCCACCCGGCUGCCUUCAGACCGCAAGCACUCCGCCGCCAAGGCCAGCAGCGCUCGUUCUGCUGCUCCAAGAGACCUCGCCAAACAGUCGGUCGCGGCCGGCUAUGAUGCCGAGGACGAAGCCCACGCCGAGGUGAUCCAGCGACAGAGGCGCCCCAUGUCCGCGUCUCAAGCCGAGCCCACAGAGGUUUCCGAGCCCGAGUCUGCAGGCUUAGUUCGUCAGCAAAAGCGAAACCCGGCCUCGCAGCAUCGACAGAGCGCACAGCAUGAGCACCGUGAGCAAGCUGAAGAGCAAGUUCAAUUCAAUGCAUCGCCAAAGCGUGGCAAGAGUCCCUCGCCCCAGCGCUCACUGCUGGCCAAAGCCCAUGUUCAAAAGCCCAAGAGCCCUGUCCAUGGCUCACAAACCGGCAGCGACGACCCAGUCUACGUCGCUCGCUCCCGUGCCGAUCAGCCCAAGCCCUUCGCAGCGAACGAGGAUCCUGACGACGACGGGUACUACGGCGACCGAGAUUCCCGGGAUGUCUCGACAACCGUCGCAGGCGGGACCAACAUCCCCCGCUACCCAAGCCACGACGCCGACCUCGAUGAUUCGCCCGGCCUGAACCCGAGCGCCUCGGAGACUCUCAAGCCUCGCAAGCCAGCGCUCACUGCUCGCCAGAAGCGAACGGGUGACUCUACCUCGUCUCCGGCCCGCCCGGCCAGCGCCAAUCAGGUUCGAAAGAAGAAGCGGAUCGUCGGAAAGAAUCACGGCCACCAAGAUAUCGACUCUUCCAUGCGCAAGCUGGCCCAAAAGAUCGAAAAAACGUCCAUUGUGGCCUCUCCAGGUCGCGGAAACACACGAACACUCGCUCAUUCUUCAAAUCUGGCUCCAUCCCCGCUCGAUGGUCUCGCAGUUGGGCACAAUGACAUCUCAAAUGACGAGGAAAAUCGUUUCAAGGAUAUCCCGGCAGAUAUCCUGUGCUGAUUGCCAUGCUCUGCACCGAUUGAUGUGUUGGGCACCAGCGCCAUAUCCCGUGCCGAUCGAGAUUGUGCUCGU